This is a messenger RNA of Vitis riparia (riverbank grape), 369 nucleotides long. The record is from the annotation of a RefSeq genome assembly. NCBI's taxonomy places the organism in Eukaryota, Viridiplantae, Streptophyta, Magnoliopsida, Vitales, Vitaceae.
AUGAUUCAACCCCAGACCCAUUUGAAUGUAGCGGACAACAGCGGGGCCCGAGAAUUGAUGUGUAUUCGAAUCAUAGGAACUAGUAAUCGCCGAUACGCUCAUAUUGGUGACGUUAUUGUUGCUGUGAUCAAAGAAGUAGUACCAAAUAUGCCUCUAGAAAGAUCAGAAGUAAUCAGAGCUGUAAUUGUACGUACCUGUAAAGAACUCAAACGUGACAACGGUAUGAUAAUACGAUAUGAUGACAAUGCUGCAGUUAUUAUUGAUCAAGAAGGAAACCCAAAAGGAACUCGAAUUUUUGGUGCGAUCGUCCGGGAAUUGAGACAGUUAAAUUUUACUAAAAUAGUUUCCUUAGCCCCUGAGGUAUUAUAA